Messenger RNA from Rotaria socialis, 894 nucleotides. The record is from the annotation of a GenBank genome assembly. NCBI's taxonomy places the organism in Eukaryota, Metazoa, Rotifera, Eurotatoria, Philodinida, Philodinidae.
AUGAAUGCGAACAAUACUGUCCAUGAAAACACGCGUGAAUCUCAUAAUCAUGAAGCAGGUGACCCCACAGCGCCUUUCAACGAGGUCGAAACGUUCAACACAAUUUGGGAAGCGCUAAAAUGGAAACAUAUUCGUGCUCGUGUCCCUGUCUGUCUGCGAAAAACACUGCGUAAUCGAUAUAUGUUGGGUAAUCUAGUGUAUCUGGGCUAUGCCAUUGGCAUUCUGAUUAUUGAUUUUAAUCCACAACUGAAUGGAUCUGCAGAUGAAAACAAUACAUGUACGGCACCUGUGAUACCAACUCUUGAUCAGCCAAUCACCAAGGAUCCAUCGGUGAAUCAAUUGUAUCUAGGUUUUGCUGUUGUCCAUGUUGUGUCCGCCUUCCUCUACUGGUGGGCAUGGGCUGGGCGAUCCUGGUUGGACGUUAUUAUGAUUCCUGAAUACCUGAAUCACAUCGAAGCUGGACUCUAUCUCUGGUCAGCUAACUGGUAUCCAAAUGAGGAUACACUGGGUGGUUUUUAUACCUUAGCAGUGCACAGGAUCGAGAUGACAGCAGCGACUGUUGAACUAUUCGCUUCAUUCGGCUGGAUAAUGUCUUGGUAUAUGACUUACACCCGGACACUGGGCCGUGGUUUUACCCUUGAUGAUCCAGAUGUUAUUGCAUUUUCCUGCACUAGUAUUAGUUCGAUCAUCUACAUUGUUGAUAAUUGGUUUUGGUUUUUACCUCUUUCCGGUCAAUAUGGUGUUGCAGCUGGGCGAAUACGAGUAGAAACAAAGGAUCUACCACAGAUUGGAAGACCAGUCGUAUUGAUGACCGAUCCAUGUCGUCGCCGAAAUCGAAAGAUGGGACCGACAGAACCGACAGCCAUUGAUCUUGCGAUUGUAACUGCUCUUUAA